Messenger RNA from Ilex paraguariensis (yerba mate), 281 nucleotides. The record is from the annotation of a GenBank genome assembly. Lineage: Eukaryota; Viridiplantae; Streptophyta; Magnoliopsida; Aquifoliales; Aquifoliaceae.
CCCAUAUGGAAGCCAUUUCAGCAUCUGCAGAGCAAUCAAUCGGACAACAUAACGGAAAAAAAGAAAUGAAAGAGAUGGAAGAAAUGAAAGUCGGUGUUAAAGGACUUGUAGAUUCUGGGGUGUUCAACAUACCAAAAGUCUUCGUAAACCCGCUGGAGAAAUCAUGCAACGCCGACGGUGUUAACCUCCAAGUACCCAUCAUCGAUUUUGCUGGCCUUGAAAGUGUUGGUGAUCGACGAACAAAGAUCGUGGAAGAAAUUCGAAAUGCUUCUGAAAUUUGA